GCCGCGCGGUGCGGGAGGCGGCUGGGCGAAGAAGCGUCGUCCCGGCCGGGCAUCUCCUCUCAGCGGCGGGGGCCUGCCGGGGACCAUGGCCUCCUCCUGCGGCGGCGGAGAGGGGGCGACCGUUGAAAGCCGCGAGGAGCUCUCCAACGGCAUGAACCUGAUGGACUUCUCAGACGAGAUCCUCCUGCACAUCCUGAGAUACAUCCCGGUCUCCGAUCUCGUCCUGAGCAUCCGGAGAGUGAGCAGGAAACUGGCGGCCCUCAGUCUUGACAAGAGCCUCACCCACUUGGUGAACCUCCACAAGGACUACCAGGUGGACAAAGACAAGGUGAAGCAGCUGAUGCGGGAGAUCGGGAAGGAGAUCCACGAGCUGAACAUGGCCGGCUGCUACUGGCUGCCGGGCUCCACCGUCGACCAGGUGACCCACUGCAAGAGCCUGGUGCGGCUGAACCUGUCCGGCUGCCCCCUGACCUCCCUCCGCCUCUCCAAGAUGCUCUCGGCCCUGCCGCGCCUCCGCUCGCUGGCCAUCGACGUCAACCCGGGCUUCGACGCCUCCCACCUGAGCAGCGAGUGCAAGGCCACCCUGAGCCGGGUGCUGGAGCUGAAGCAGACCCUCUACACCCGCUCCUACGGGGUGGUCCCCUGCUGCACCAGCUUGGAGAAGCUCCUCCUCCACUUCGAGAUCCUAGACCGCUCGUGCUUUAUCCUCUCCGGCCAGCUGAUGGUGGGCGAGAGCAACGUCCCCCACUACCAGAACCUGCGGGUCUUCUACGCCCGCCUGGCGCCCGGCCUGGUCAACCAGGAGGUGGUGAGGCUCUACCUGGCGGUGCUGAGCGACCGGACGCCGGAGAAGCUCCACGCCUUCCUCAUCUCCGCCCCCGGCGGCUUCGCCGAGAGCUGCACCGUCAAGAACCUCCUGGACUCCAUGGCCCGGAGCGUGACGCUGGACGCCCUCCAGCUCCCCCGCUCC
Messenger RNA from Gekko japonicus, 970 nucleotides. Its product is annotated as F-box/LRR-repeat protein 18-like. The transcript is spliced from 3 exons. Lineage: Eukaryota; Metazoa; Chordata; Lepidosauria; Squamata; Gekkonidae. Gene Ontology annotation, molecular function: protein binding. Gene Ontology annotation, biological process: SCF-dependent proteasomal ubiquitin-dependent protein catabolic process. The annotation marks the transcript as partial. The record is from RefSeq and is a predicted model, not a curated record.